Molecule: messenger RNA, 1554 nt
Organism: Alternaria atra
Lineage: Eukaryota; Fungi; Ascomycota; Dothideomycetes; Pleosporales; Pleosporaceae
Exons: 1
Coding region: 1-1554 (517 amino acids)
Source: RefSeq, a predicted model, not a curated record
AUGGAUUAUUAUCGACGAAAUGAACUUCCCGAGACAGUCAAGCGUUACAAGACGUACAUCGACCAAUUUCAGGCGUGGCUGAUCAAGGCGGCGAUUCAGCGUGGUGUAGAAAUCGCAAAUGUAGCCACAGACCAGGCUAGAAGAAAAAAGGGCAAGAAGGGCUACAGGAUACCAUUACAGAAACAAGAGCAACUCGUCAACGCCAUCGCCGCCACGAGCGUUCCACUCGCAGACACCUCAGGAAUCAACGACCUUGACGACGCUAUCCGCCUGAGGAGGGAGAUAACACAAUAUCACAAACACAACAAUACAGCGGAUUUGGGUCAUGAAUACUUCAACGGGAGCCUGGAAGCGCUCAUGGCAGCGUUGAAAGGUCUCAUCCCCGGAAUAAACAAGGUUCAAGAUCACAAGAAUGACAAGUCUACCUUUGUGUUCAUCCAGAUUCCCACCAGGCCUAAGACAAGCCAAGACGAACAGGAUGUUUUGUUGGAGAAGCUGCGGAAACGGGACAGAUCCGACUUGGAGGAAGACGGCCAGCAACAUCGAACUUCGACGCCCAAGGCGAAGAAGAAGGUACCGAUACCAGAAACGAAUCCGUUGACUGCAGAGGAAGAGCAGUUGCGUCGAGAGUUCCUUGUACUCUGCUUCCUAUACAACCUCAACCGUAUACGGGAUGUUGUUUACGAGGUGUGGGUUCUCUACCACGAGGGUCUCGUCAAUGCAAUUACGGCGGCUUUGGUGUCUGACCUUGCUCAGGACCAUGUACACCAAAACGUCGAGGCACUAGUGGAAGAGCUUGAUCUGUUACCUAGAGAAUUGGCUACAAUUAUCCGUCAGCUUUUUGAUAAGAUACAAACUGCUCCUGAUACCAGAACGCAAGGCUUAGCGAUAAUACCUACUGAAAAGGCAUUGCGCCACCUGUUUGGUCUGGAUGCUGCCGCUUUGGUCAAGAUUUACAUUACGGAGACACGCUCAACAGAGAACAUCGUCAACGACGACAUACGAGAGCACCCUCUCAUGCUUUUCUUGGGGUUCUUCGACGUCAUUCGCAAGGGCAACCUCAAGCUCCCAAAGUGGGACCACUUCACCAGAGAGAUGCUGCUGCGUCAGGAUACAUCACAAGAUUACCUACCUUUCGGCUUGAGCAUAGUCCUCGAUAUCCAGAAAGCAGUGAGCGAAGACUAUCGCCGAAUGAUACGCGACCUUACCGAGCAUGGUCUAGAUAUCGCUAGAUGCAUUCUUUGCCAUGUCGAUUACGAGGACCGCAUGUGGAUGAAAGGAACAAAGCCCGACUAUAUGUGCAAAGAAGAAAUCAAGAUCAGCACCAUACUUCUCAAGCCUCUAGACAGACUGUUGGAAUGGCUACAGGAUCUUCUGAACUCCCAAGAAAAGCCAAUGACCGCUAGUGUCUUCAUCACUGUCCAUGCGACGCUCGCAGGACUCUCUAUGUGGCACUUCAAUCAGAUCUACCAUCACACUGCGAUCAUCAAGAUACAGUGGUUCAUCAACGGUUUGGCUCAUCUAUAUAACGCCGCCUGCCAGAUUGAGGUCUGA